Molecule: messenger RNA, 8233 nt
Organism: Arvicola amphibius (Eurasian water vole)
Lineage: Eukaryota; Metazoa; Chordata; Mammalia; Rodentia; Cricetidae
Gene: Ildr2
Product: immunoglobulin like domain containing receptor 2
Exons: 10
Coding region: 259-2130 (623 amino acids)
Biological process (GO): pancreas development
Cellular component (GO): membrane
Source: RefSeq, a predicted model, not a curated record
GCUUGGUGCGCAGAUAGAGUUCUGUCGAAGGCCUGACGCUGAAGGCAGGAAGCUAGCCGAUGGGUGUUAGAAUGUCUUGACAAAUGUGGUGUUUAGUUUCAAUUAUGAACUUGAUGAGAUCUAGAAUGACCUGGGAUACAGCCUCUGGGCAUGCCUGUGUCUGUGGGGGGUUUAUCUGGAUUGGGCUGAGGUGGGAAGACCUUCUCGUUGUGGGUGGCAUCUUUCCUUGGGCUAGGAACCCAGACCGUAUAAGAAGCCAUGGUUGAAGGCCUUCAAGUCUCAGUGCCCGACAAGAAGAAGGUGGCCAUGCUCUUCCAGCCCACCGUGCUUCGCUGCCACUUCUCCACAUCCUCCCAUCAGCCUGCAGUGGUGCAGUGGAAGUUCAAAUCCUACUGCCAGGAUCGCAUGGGAGAAUCCUUGGGCAUGCCCUCUCCCAGGGCACAAGCUCUCAGCAAGAGGAACCUGGAAUGGGACCCCUACUUGGAUUGUUUAGACAGCAGAAGGACCGUUCGAGUGGUAGCUUCAAAGCAGGGCUCGACCGUUACCCUGGGAGAUUUCUACAGAGGCAGAGAGAUCACGAUAGUUCAUGAUGCGGAUCUGCAGAUCGGAAAGCUCAUGUGGGGAGACAGCGGACUCUAUUACUGUAUCAUCACCACCCCGGAUGACCUGGAAGGCAAAAAUGAGGACUCUGUGGAGCUGCUGGUGUUGGGCAGGACAGGGCUGCUUGCUGAUCUCUUGCCCAGUUUUGCUGUGGAGAUUAUGCCAGAGUGGGUGUUUGUCGGCCUGGUGAUCUUGGGGAUCUUCCUCUUCUUCGUGCUGGUGGGGAUCUGCUGGUGCCAGUGCUGCCCGCACAGCUGCUGCUGCUAUGUCCGCUGCCCGUGCUGCCCAGAUUCCUGCUGCUGCCCCCAGGCCUUGUAUGAAGCAGGGAAAGCUGCCAAGGCCGGGUACCCUCCCUCUGUCUCCGGCGUCCCAGGCCCCUACUCCAUCCCCUCUGUCCCUUUGGGAGGAGCCCCCUCUUCUGGCAUGCUGAUGGACAAGCCGCAUCCACCUCCCUUGGCACCAAGUGACUCCACUGGAGGAAGCCACAGUGUUCGAAAAGGUUACCGGAUCCAAGCUGACAAAGAGAGAGACUCCAUGAAGGUCCUGUACUAUGUCGAGAAGGAGCUGGCUCAGUUUGAUCCGGCCAGAAGGAUGAGAGGCAGAUAUAACAACACCAUCUCAGAACUCAGCUCCCUGCACGACGAUGACAACAACUUCCGCCAGUCUUACCACCAGAUGCGGAACAAGCCGUUCCCUCUGUCUGGGGACUUGGAGAGCAAUCCUGACUAUUGGCCAGGUGUCAUGGGAGGCAACAGUGGGACCAAUCGGGGGCCAGCCCUGGAGUAUAACAAAGAGGACCGAGAAAGCUUCAGGCACAGCCAGCCGCGCUCCAAAUCUGAGAUGCUGUCGCGGAAGAACUUUGCCACGGGCGUGCCUGCGGUGUCGAUGGACGAACUGGCGGCCUUCGCAGACUCCUACGGCCAGCGGUCGCGACGCGCCAACGGUAACAGCCACGAAGCUAGGACCGGGAACCGCUUCGAGCGCUCGGAGUCGCGGGCCCAUGGCCCCUUCUACCAGGACGGCUCGCUGGAUGAGUACUAUGGGCGCGGGCGCAGUCGCGAGCCACCGGGAGACGGGGAUCGCGGCUGGCCUUACAGCCCCGCGCGUCGCCGGCCACCCGAGGAUGCUCCUCUGCCGCGCCUGGUGAGCCGGACCCCGGGCACCGCGCCCAAGUACGACCAUUCGUACCUGAGCAGCGUGCUGGAGCGCCAGGGGCGAUCCGAAAGCACCAGCCGCGGUGGCAGCCUGGAGACGCCGUCCAAGCUCGGUUCGCAGCUCGGCCCGCGCAGCGCCUCCUACUACGCCUGGUCGCCGCCCGCCACUUACAAGGCCGGGGCCAGCGAGGGCGAAGACGAGGACGAUGCUGCGGACGAUGACGCGCUGCCUCCCUACAGCGAGCUGGAGCUGAGCCGGGCCCCGUCCUACCGUGGCCGCGACCUGCCCUUCCACAGCAACUCGGAAAAGAGGAGGAAAAAGGAGCCCGCCAAGAAAACCAGUGACUUUCCAACCAGAAUGUCCCUUGUGGUCUGAUGGUCUCAAGACGCAUCUCCGGAUCCCUAGAAAUCAGAUGCAGACUGCUGGGGCGAGGCACAGAUCUGAGAGCCAGCAAGUCUAGGACCUUCUCUGACCAGCAGCCACCCUGGAAGAAGGGAUGGGAGGCAUCCUUUAAGGGGGCUGAUUUCAAACCCUAGUGCACAUCUAGCUUGAGAAAGUUACCAAGAAGACAUUGAUGUGUGAGAACACACCCCAUAAUACCCCCCCUUCCUUAGCAGCAUCAAGACUCUAUGUCCAGUUCUGAAACAGGUAGCUUUGGACGGUGACCUCUAGACACUACUAUGCUUGCAGUAUGUUUUUCUACAAGUGCUGUUCUGUGCUUAGAGGCAGAAAGUUUUAUUGCUACCGUUAGAAGACCUUCUGCUCACCAGAGAGAUAACCUCAAGGUAAAAUGUACCUUUUAUCCCCAGACUUUCAGUCACUGGUCAAUGAGUCUUGUUAUGCUAAAAUCAGAAGGCCUUUGGUGAGCUUAGUGGCCGUGACCUCCUGGGCAAUCACAGAAAUGACUUCAAUUUGCUGCUCUGACUCACAAUUCUUAAGUGGCCAGGACAAACAGAGGAUAGCAUUUUUGCAACGCUGUCUAAGUGGUCUUUCUUUUUCCAUUCAGGGGAUAUAAGCUGCUUUUCAUCUUUCUGUUGUACACAGAGGCACCCAAGCCUUGAACUCCUAAGGUCUCUCUCCCUUUCCUCUUCUCUCCUCUCCAGUAUUUUCUAGGGGCUGGUGCGUCUGAGGGUGUUCCACUCCGCUCUGCAGUGUGAAUAGCUUGUCAUCGGGUGCCUUUGACAGAUGUUUAAAAUACACACGUGAAAGAGAAGGAGAAAAAAAAGCAAGCUGAAAAAUGGGAAAGGAUUUAAGAGGAAAAUAAUGUAUAGUCUUGAAUGUGGGCCGCUUUCCCCACAAACACGCUCUGGUUUUUUGUUGUUUUUGUUCUUGUUUUUGUUUUAUUGGAUUUGUACUUCAUUUACGGAUGAUUUCUGCCAUCCUGACCCUGCCCUUGCAGGGCACCAGGGAUGUGGUGUCCACCUCUUUUGUCCUCACUGGCCUGCCACUGUAGAUGCUUUGGCAAGAAAAACACCGCUUUCUCAGCAAGAAGCAUUUCCUCUUCCUACCCUUGCAAAAAGUGAUUGGUUUUGCCUAACUCCCAAACUGAGAAGGCUCUGGACUUUGUAAUAUGUGUAAAAUGCCAAAGUAGCCACAAACGCUUCCCUUUUCGAGUUCCUGUGCAUGGAGUUUGUCCUCUCUCGCUGCUCAUGGACCCGAGCAAAUGUACCUGAACCAUCUAUCCUACAUGGUGAGAGAAGAGCCUGGCCGCUGUUGUCAUUGUGUGUGACAGUUUUAUCAACUCAGCAGACACGGAAGAGCAUCUAGUCACAACCAACAAAAGAACUGCCUAGCUGAGCCAAGCCCAAACUGGGGGUUCCCAGUUGAAAAAAGAAGUUUGGUACUCCUGUGUGUUCAUUUAUUGUCAAAGCUAAACCUCUCCCUUGUCAGAAUGCUUGGCCCUGAAUCAGUUACUCACCCAACCUUAGGUGUCCUACAGCCUUCACUUUCUUUGACAGACUUUGCAGUGUGCAUGUUUGUGGUGAGUCACGUGAUUGGGUGGCAUGACUGGAGGAAGGUGAUAUUUGCUAUCCCACAACCCAGCGGUAGUCUAUUCUCUACUUCCUGAUCUAUGUAUAGCCUCUGAAGAAGGUUGGUCAGAAUUUCCUCAAGACUUCCAGGACUGCCUGACGGGAAUUCCAGAGUCUGUUCUUCUAGCAUCCAUUGUUUCUCCUGACAGUUCCAAAAAAAAAAAAAAAAAAAAAAAAGUCCCAUGUAUGUGAUGGGCGAGGGUUGGAGGGAUAAGCUAAUAUCAUUGCCUGGAGGAGUACUGGCCUGCCAAAGGAUGUCUUUUGGCCUGAGCUAGGUGGAACAGGAAGAUACGUCAGCCCAGUGCUGGCACUUCCAAGGGCUGGAAGACAAAAGCCAUAACCCUGGUGCUGAGUUUUAGGCUUGCUAAUGUCCCUGGCCUCAGAAAGCCUAGAUCUGGUCUGUCUGUUUGGGCUCUAAAUCAAUAUGACAAAAACAUCAUUUCCUAAUCACCAGCUUUUGAGUUCAACCUGCUCUGGCACUUUUGAAGAAUAUUGGCUAGCUGCAGUAGCUAUUGCUAUUACUGAGCACUGUGUCAGGUUGCUGAGCACCAAAGAGCCCCAUAGCACAGGCUUCAGAGACCAAAUAUAUUGCUUUGGAAAGCCAGGGGCAUGUAUGAGCUUGGUGAGAGCUGAGGAGCUGAGGGGAGCAAUAGUAAAAACUGUUCAAAUUGGAAAUAUACGGUUCCAAGGCAACAAGACUAUAGGCCUGCAAUUUUAAAAAAAUCAAUGUAAAGACGAUAACAGGAUUUUUGAAAUAACUGGGGGAAAGGGGGGGCAACAGAUUGCUCUUUGUAGGGCUGCGUAAAUCAUUUGGGCUUCCAGACCUUCAGUAGUGGGGGAAAGCAGUUGUUUCUGGGUAUGUGGAUAGGAGGUAAUGCUGAGCAGACAAGGCAAAGCUGGCUGUCCUCAGUGCCCUUGACUUUUCUUUAUACGGCUCUUUGCUUCUUUUCUACAUAGUGUGUCCUGCACAGGAAGUGCCUAUACAUAUUAGCUCCUUUCCUGUUUGUCUAGGGCAUAAGGUAAGUCUGGUAUAAGAUGUGAUCUCCAUCCACUUGAGUCCCUACAAUUUAAUAAGGAUGCUCAGACAUGCCCAAGAAAGGAUAAGGAUAUUUUAUGCAGAUGAUAAGAAAUAGUGCUAUGGAUAAAUUAUAAUAAACCCAGAGAUUUAAAUUUUUUUAAACUUAAAUGGGAAUAUUUUGAUAUUUAAGUGUUGUGUUUGUCCAUCCAUCCCAUUUUUUGGGGACAUGCUCAGUGAUCUGCAAAGCCAGGUUGUAAAACUAAGCUGUAAAGAGAUAAAGGAAAGCGGAGAGGGCUGAGUGGCAGGGCACCUGGAGGGCUGAUGCUGGAGCUCUGGUCUUUGUCUCUGAGUCACAGCUGAGUCAGGGACAGGCUGGAGGAGGGAGUGUGGAAGCAGGUGGCAGGAGGUGUCCUGUGGUACUCAGAGUUCUUCUCUAGGCUGUGUAGAGACUCAUUAGGAGACUGAGGACGGUAUUCAGUUCUUCCACCCAAGCAAGCUCAGGGGGAGCUCAGCAUCUGGUCCUCUGAGUAUUUGUAUCUAUAGCUUGGGGUGCAGGAUUUGUGCAAAGGCAAGAAGUCUCACACAGUCUGGGUGUCUCUCCUCGAUUCUUAUGAUCCCCACUCUGCACUUGGUGUCAGGCUGGGCACACCAGGGUGAACCGGGGGCUGGCACUACCUAUAGCAAUCUGGCUAGAUCUUAAGCAGUCUUCAAGAGGAACGAAGCGACCGAUGCUGUUAUAGUUCAUUCACUCCCCACCCUCUUUAAAUAGACAGAUAAACUAUCGUUUUCCCAAAUGACAUCACAAACCCAUCUGAUCUUUAGAUUCCAGUCUUCAGACCUUUCCUAUUGGGUCUGUGUUUCCCAAAUUUGCCUGGCCAUAAGAAUUAUUUGAAUUAGCAGAGGACCUGAGUUUGGUUCCCAGCACCCUCAUGGUGGUUCAUAAUUUUCUGUAGCCUCCAAGUCCAGGGGUCUCAAAGAUCUCUUAGAACAUCCGGGAGCACUAUACUCACAUGGUGCACUUACAUGUAGGCAAAAUACAACAUACAAAUAAAUGCAUUCUUAAAAAGGAGGCUGAAGGGGUGACUCUGUGGUUAAGAGUACUGGCUACUCUUCUAAAGGGUCCACAUUCACUUCCCAGCCCAUGGUGCCUCCUAGCUCCAGUUCUAGGGGAUCCAAUGACUCCCCUGUGGUUGGAACUGCACACAAUGGUGCAUAGACACAUGCAGGCAAAAUACACACAUUAAAAAAAAAAGAAGUAAAGCAUUUAAAGACUACUUGGUAAUUAUUUGCCUGCAGGGCUGGGAAUGUGACUCAGUUGGGAGUACUUGCUUAGUAUGCGCAAAGCCCUGGAUUCCAUACCCAACACUGUACAAAUUAAGAGUAGUGCCACAUGCCUAUAAUCCCAACUUUCAUGGGUGGAUGCAGGAGGUUAGAAAUUCAAGGUCAUCGUUGGCUAGUUAGUGGGUUCAAGGCCAGCCUGGGCUACACGAUACUCUGUCUUAAAGGGUCAAACCAUAACAAGUCAAAACACAAGGAUUACUUGACCGCCACUGUCAACAAAAAAAAAAAAAAAAAAAAGCUGGACUGUGCCUUGGGGAAUGGAUGGCGGGUCUGCAGUAAUGGCUUGUACUCUGAACACGUGCUCUCAGAAGGCUGUGUAGUCGAUCCCUUUGGGUAGUGCUGCACUGAAUCGUACCUCUGGUGCACCCCUGACUGCUGACCAUCCGCAUUGUUUGGGCUGGGGAUUAUUUUAUUCAAAUAUCGAUGUGAGGUCCCUCUGACUCCCCUGUGGUUGGCACUGAUGAGGCACCGAGCAGUCCGGCUGUGGCACUGGAGACUGGCGUACCACAGUCCAGCUGAGAAGGAAGCAUUUCAAGGGGGAAGAGAUGGAAGCCCUUCCCAGGAGCCUGGUUGAAAUGUUCCAACUCCCAGAAUAGUGAUCUGUUGUGACAGCCUCAGAUCAGACAACAGGAAUUACAGGUAAUUUUCUUAUUCCCUUGAUACCAUCCUGAGUAAAACUUAGAUUGUGAAUAGAAAGAAAGAAAGCCAUCAGGGAAAAUGGCAAAUGUAAAUCAUUUUUAAAGGGUACAAAAUAACAGGCUUGCUAAUAACAUAACUUUCAUGUUAGGACCAAAAGCGGGUGGAAGAAUGGAAUAAAAUAUAUAACGUUAGCACUUCCAAAAAUCAGGUUUAAUUGCUGCCAGAAUCUUGUGGGAGUUUAGAAGUGAUGUGUAAAGUUUAGAAAUCAUCCAUGGGAAGUCUAAAGUCCUAGAAGCAAGAUAGUGCCUAGUUUUCCCUGCCAGGACCCUGCCUCUUAGUCACGUGGAAAGAUCACUGAAGCUCAAAGCUCCCCCCUCCCAACAUCAGAGCUAAGAGGGAGAAGUUGAGUUUUAGCCUCAGGUUAGCAUCGUUGGGGUGAUAAGGUCAGUUUCUAAUGCUAUGUACAUUACCUCUAUGAUACAUUGCUGUUUACAGACCAAUUCUGCAAGCAUUCUCUCAUUUUUCUUCACAGCAAGACCUGUGAUAAAGGCAUGGUAGGUGUUCUCCCAUCCUGCAGAAUGUGGAGCUCCCAAGGGACUCGCCUACUGCAAGAAGGUUUUCAGAGUCUCUAGGCGGCCUUCUGACUCUCUGGGUUUUUUGCCAAUCCCCGCAGUACUCACAGGCCCAGACUCCAGCUUAUUCUUUGCACAGAUGUGUAGUGAGGAGAGUCCUGGACUCUGUGUGCUGAGGAGGUACCACGAAGACAGGCGUUUCUCACUUCAUCUAUCCUCAUGCCAUUCCUAGAAGUCGGCCCCGAGAGGGAGGUGUUUUCUGCUGGAGAAGAAUUUCAUUCUAGACACCGUGCUGUGAUGGGGGAAGGCUUGGAUAAGUGUGCUGCAACUUUCUGGAUUCUUCUCCAAGAGGAAUUUCUAAGCCUAGCUACAGGUUCAUCCAAGGCGCGGAAUUCCAGGGCUGCAGGCAGGAGCCAUCAUCUUCACUAUAUUUUGAGAUUUUUUUUAAAGGUAGAGCUGAGGAUCUGGGUCUAGAGGGAGACAAAGAAGGCGAGGAGAAAGUUGUAGCAGUUGAGGUAGAGGUCUCGUUUGAGGUUUUGGUGGGGCUGACUGAAUGGGGUUAAAUGUGGUCCGACUUCUUUUAUCUAGACGACUGAGAAAGAUGCCCAUAGAUUUUUCUCCUGCCACAUUUAUUAAAGGCGUUAGACACGACCCUGUGAGGAAUCUCCUUGUGAAAACAAAGAACGUGACAUUUGAACAAUGGGAUGGAGAGAAGACGCCUACUUCACGAGAGUCACCUGCCCAGUUGUUUUCGUGCCUUGUCUGUGACAUCAGAACAGAAAUGUUUGUGUCACUGUUGCCCAUGGUUUUUCCCUAUGUCAGACAUACAAAGUGCAUUCGAUUGUAAUAUUUUAAAGUAAAUAAAGCAUUUUCAUCUA